Messenger RNA from Orycteropus afer afer, 1782 nucleotides. RefSeq names its product glutamate-cysteine ligase modifier subunit (gene GCLM). Gene Ontology annotation, molecular function: enzyme regulator activity; glutamate-cysteine ligase catalytic subunit binding. Gene Ontology annotation, biological process: glutathione biosynthetic process. Lineage: Eukaryota; Metazoa; Chordata; Mammalia; Tubulidentata; Orycteropodidae. Gene Ontology annotation, cellular component: glutamate-cysteine ligase complex. The record is from RefSeq and is a predicted model, not a curated record.
CCCGCCGGGUGCCACGCCCGCCACAGGCCAAGGGCCAGUCACCCGCGGGGCCGGCGUCCCGCAGCCCAUCCGCGGCCCCGCCCCUGUCCCGCCGCGGGCUAGGUAACGGUUACGAAGCACUUUUCCCGCUGCGAUUUCUGCUUAGUCAUUGCCUUCCAGGAAACAACUCCCUCGGUUUGAAGCCAACUCUCCUGCGGCGGGACCGCAGUACCAGCAUCCACAGCCACCAGCGCCUCCCUCCCGGACCGCUCUUCCCCGCCGCUACCGCCGGGCCUCCCUCGGGCCCAAGUGCAGGCCGUAGUCCGGCCGCGCGAGGUCGGCAGCCUCACGCUCGGCUCUCCGCCUCGGGCAUCCCGUCCAGCGGAGCGGCCGCCUUCUCCGCUCGCUCGCCCGCGGCUUCGUCUCUGCUUCGCCCCCUCGGGCCGCUGCUGCCAUGGGCACCGACAGCCGCGCGGCCGUGGCGCUCCUGGCGCGGGCCCGCACCCUGCACCUGCAGACAGGAAACCUGCUCAACUGGGGCCGCCUGCGGAAGAAGUGCCCGUCCACGCACAGCGAAGAGCUUCGGGAUUGUAUCCAGAAGACCUUAAAUGAGUGGAGUUCCCAAAUCAGCCCAGAAUUGGUCAGGGAGUUUCCAGAUGUCUUGGAAUGUACUGUAUCUCAUGCAAUAGAAAAGAUAAAUCCCGAUGAAAGAGAAGAAAUGAAAGUUUCUGCAAAACUGUUCAUUGUAGGAUCAAACUCUUCAUCAUCAACUAGAAAUGCAAUUGACAUGGCCUGUUCAGUCCUUGGAGUUGCACACCUGGAUUCUGUGAUCAUUGCUUCACCACCUAUUGAAGAUGGCGUUAAUCUUUCCUUAGAGCAUUUGCAGCCUUACUGGGAGGAAUUAGAAAAUUUAGUUCAGAGCAAAAAGAUUGUUGCUAUAGGUACCUCUGAUCUAGACAAAACACAAUUGGAGCAGCUGUACCAGUGGGCACAGGUAAAACCAAAUAGUAACCAAGUUAAUCUUGCCUCCUGCUGUGUGAUGCCACCUGAUUUGACUGCAUUUGCUAAACAGUUUGACAUACAGCUAUUGACUCAUAAUGAUCCCAAAGAACUACUUUCUGAAGCAAGUUUCCAAGAAGCUCUUCAGGAAAGCAUCCCUGACAUUCAAGCACACGAGUGGGUGCCACUCUGGCUCCUGCGAUACUCUGUUAUUGUUAAAAGCAGAGGGAUUAUUAAAUCAAAAGGCUACAUUUUACAAGCUAAAAGAAGGGGUUCUUAACUAUGACUUAUGAUCAUAACCUAUUGACUUUGUCUUUUCCUUGAAUAUAAGAUAAAAUUCAGAUGUGUAAAAAUCUAAAUGGUGUCUUUGAGGCAGAUAUUCUUUAAUUAUAUUUGACAAUAUGUUGUCUGUCAAGUAUUAAAUACUUUUCUUGCCUUCAUAUUAGUUCACUCACAUGAACCAUUUUAUUGUUUUCAUUAGUCUAUUGUUUUCUAAUUGAAAUUAUCUAUAAAGAAAAUACUUGCAAUAUAUUUUUCCUUUAUUUUUAUGACUAAUAGAAAUCAAGAAAAUUGUUGUUAGAUAUAUUUUGGCCUAGGUAUCAGGGUAAUGUAUAUACAUAUUUUUUAUUUCAAAAAAAAGUUUCAUUAAUUGCUUCUUACUUUAUAGUAUAACUAAGCAAUUUAAUUACAGUUGUUAAAACUGAAAUACUGGAAGAUAUUUUUCCUGACAAUAAAAUAAUUAUAUCUUGGAGUAGCUGGGAUCUACUAGUAGUGUAAAUAAAAUUGAUUUCUUCAAUACAUGAA